Molecule: messenger RNA, 1137 nt
Organism: Syzygium oleosum
Lineage: Eukaryota; Viridiplantae; Streptophyta; Magnoliopsida; Myrtales; Myrtaceae
Exons: 2
Coding region: 196-1077 (293 amino acids)
Source: RefSeq, a predicted model, not a curated record
UCUGGUGUUUCUGAUUUUGAUUGUUAUCAAUGCGGCGAACCUGGACACUUUGCUCGGGAGUGCCACCUGCGUGUGGGUUCACAAAGAUGUCAAAGUCACACAAGAUCCCGCAGGAGCCCAAGCAAUGGUCGAAGGUUUUUCACUGUGGCCUCUUCUCGAAGAUCUCCGACCCCUACCCACUUGAGAGCCGCACAAAUGGAUUCCGAAGAACUAAAUGACCGGAUUGUUAAACUCGAGAAUCAGAUGAGUGUACUCAAGAUACUGCUGCCACAAUUCAUCGAUUGUUUUCACCUGAUCAAAGAACUUUUGCGUCCUCUGCCUCAAGCCGAGGCGACAGCUUCUGCAUCAGCUCCCAAAGAACUUGACGUCGGCUCUAAUGGUAGACCGGUCUCGAAUGACGGCCCCUCCGAUGCUCCAGAUGUGGAGGAGUUAAAUCCUGUAAUUCCCAAGAUAGUGGCGCGAAGGGAAGAAGACAGGAAUAAUAAGCGGAUAGCCAAAUUAGAAGAAAAACUCAGGCUGUUGCAAGGACUGGACGGAAUCGAAGACCUUUCGUACUACGCUAAAUUUCAAGUACCGGAGACAUUUAAGAUGCCUAAGUUCAACAAGUACGACAGCUCCGGGAAUCCAAUAGUUCAUCUCAAUCAUUUUAUGAUGAAGAUGGCACGCCAUGCCGAGAACGCGCCACUUAUGAUUCUAGCUUUCCAAUACAGCUUGACGGGACCGGCGCUGCAAUGGUUCUUCAUGCGCAGGGUUCAUAUGCUGGAUACAUGGGAGGAGGUGUCGGACGCCUUCCUGCUACAGUAUAAGUUUAACGCGGACUUAGCCCCCGCUCGUGACGACUUGAGGCGAGCAGAGAUGAAGAGGGGCGAGUCAUUUGGAGCCUAUGCGCGAAGGUGGCAUAGCUUAGCGGCGCAAGUAUGGCCGGCUUUGUCAGAUAAAGAGAUGACAGAUCUUUUUGUGAGAACUCUGCCAUUGGAAUAUUUCAUCCGGAUGAUAGGCUGCGAUACCUUCCCAAACAUAGUGAUGGUGGGAGAGCGCAUUGAAGGAGCGAUCCGGGAUGGUCAAUUGGCUGCUUGAGCUGGGGCAAAGCAGCUCUCAAUGAUUUCUUUGCUUUAAACCCAACUUUUAUAUAGUGCU